CUACCACACGUCCAAUAAACUAUUUUUAAUUAAGGUGAAAAAGAAAGAUCCAUUUUUUAAAUUUCUUUUGCGAAAGGGAAUUGAAGCUACGCUGCUAGACCACCACGGCAUCGACUGGGGUGGGGCAUAUUCAAACUGGGUCAUGGCGAAUGUACUGGAAGGAGGAGAUGGAGCCCCACCGGCUAUCGGCCAAGAAGACCUUGACUUGUCGAAGUUUUUUUUUUUCUCUCCACAACAAAGCAACCUCUUCUUCGUCGCCAUUAUAUAUCUCUGCAGUCUCCUCCCACAUACUGUUUCUAUACAAAAUCUAAUCCUAUAUAUCUGUCCACUUUUUAUUCAUUCACCUUCUCAAGUUUCAGCUCUUUAAUUCAUCAUCCAGCAUCUUCUUCUUCUUGGGUUUUAUCAGUUACAUCGAUCUGAAACUUAGAGAUGAAUCAACCCAAUCAAGAGAAUGUGUUUAGCAGUGGAUUUGAAUUAGCAGAUGUGUUGUUGGCUUCUGGUCUUCUCCACCGUUUGUUUGCAGCCAUUCAAGAACUAAAAGAUGAUCCCACGGACAUGAGAACCAUCUCGACAUCGUCAUUGACUCUUGAAUACAAAAUAUGCGAUGGUGAUGAGAAGUACCAAAUUAUAGCUUUUGGCAUCGGAGUUGGAGGACUAUCAUCGGAGCUGUCCCCAACUUUUGAACCAAAUCCCCAAGAUUUUAAUUUCCUUAAAACUACAAACCAUCCAUUCUCUAUCAACAACGAGGCCAUCACACUGUUCCGCUCCCUCCGUCAAGAUGAAAACCUCUUCCAGCUGUUGAAGAACCCAACGAAGCCACUGAUUAUCACGGGACACUCCAUAGGAGGAUGGGUUGCUUCUCUGAUCUGUUUGUGGCUGCUUGACAACAUCAAACAAUCAAACCUUAACCUUCCUAUUUGCAUCACAUUCGGAUCUCCACUACUCGGCGACGAUGGUUUCUACAGAGCUAUUCACAGUCCCUCUGUAUGGAAUUCUCGGUUCCUGCACGUCGUCUCCUAUGGCGACCUCAUCCCUCGUACCUUCCUCUCAUCCACCGAAUACAGUUACAAGCCUUUUGGUACAUUCCUUAUUUGUUCAUCUUCGUCAUCGGCUUGUGCCUGUUUCAACGACCCUGUUUCAGUUCUCUCUGUGUUGGCGGCUACUGAUGGGUCGCCUCAGAUGCCCAACAUAGAUUAUGGGAAGCUAUUGGAAGAUCUUACCAAUCAGAUGAUUGUCUCCAAGGGAGCUUCGCAGCUAUGGGAGUUGAGAGGAAAUCCACUUCGAACCGGGAUAACACUUCAAUUGGACGCAAUUGGAGUUGAAAGAAACCAGGACAACAACGAAGAAGACACCUUGGUUAAAAAAAUAGAGGAAUGGGAAAGAAAAAAUUUCCGCGCCAAGGUGAAACGCAUCUCUGAAGCUGAAAAGAAACUGAAUGAUAUGAAGAAAAACAUGGCCCAUAUUGAAUGGUACAAGAAAAUCUCAUCGACUGAUAUGGGCUAUUACGACUGCUUUAAGGGCAAGGCAAACCCCAGGGACAUACACGUUGUGAAAUAUAAGAUAGGCCUCACGAAAUACUGGGAAGAAGUGGUGACAGAAGCAGAGACGAAGCCCCAAAAGCAAGGGGCUCCCUUGCCGAUGCGCCAGCUCAAUGCAGGAACAAACUACAGGAGAAUGGUCGAACCUCUUGAUAUUGCGGAGCAUUACAAGAAAAAUAAUACAGACUACCGCACAACAGGAAGGGCGAGGCAUUAUGAAUUGUUGGAGAGAUGGCUGGAGGAGCAGGAGAAAACUGGAGGGCAUCAGAGGAAAGCAGGCACAAAGGCUGCUAGUUUGACAUUGGAUUCUUGCUUCUGGGAUGCCGUGGAAAAAGCUGUGAUUUGGACCAAAUCAUUGAAAAAUGGACAAGCUGCGGGGGAACCAGAAGAAGAACCACUUGUAGAAAAACUGAAGAAAUUUGAGGAGUACGUGAUGGGCUUGAUUGAUGAAUUGGCGGUUUCCCCCGAGGUGUUCUUGAAGGAGAGUACCUUCAUGCAAUGGUGGAAAGUGUAUGAGACAAUUCCAGAACGUAAUGGUAGUUCCCGGCUUGCGAACUUCAUGGAGAAUAAAGGUUACCAGAAGUAUAACUGACUAUGUAGAAGGCAUUCUCUGUUACAUGUAUGGUUAGGACAAGAGGUUCGACUUCCUAGAUAUUGCAGAGGAUUAGCAGAAGAUCAAAUGUGAACAGCCAUUCUCACAGUAUCCAGCUAUGCUGCAUGAUCUUUGCCUACAAGUAGUUGUAUCAACUCCAGAUUCCUCUGAGUCAUGGUCUUUUUUAAUAAUUGUAAGAUUAUAGAUGUUUAUACUUUAUAUGUUUUAAUUUUAUUUUUUAAAACGUUUGAAUAUAUUUUAAAUUUUUAGUGGGGUUUGUUUAUUCUUACCAUAGUUGUUCAUUCUAACCAUGAAUGACUUGACUUAUUAUAUAUGCAUAUAUUAAUCAAUUUUAAAUGUUUUACCAUUGGUUUAAA
Macadamia integrifolia is the source of this 2507-nucleotide messenger RNA. RefSeq names its product senescence-associated carboxylesterase 101-like. The record is from RefSeq and is a predicted model, not a curated record. The transcript is spliced from 4 exons. The coding region runs from base 430 to 2130 and encodes 566 amino acids. Gene Ontology annotation, biological process: defense response; lipid metabolic process. NCBI's taxonomy places the organism in Eukaryota, Viridiplantae, Streptophyta, Magnoliopsida, Proteales, Proteaceae. Gene Ontology annotation, molecular function: carboxylic ester hydrolase activity.